This is a messenger RNA of Hansenula anomala, 388 nucleotides long. RefSeq lists its product as uncharacterized. The record is from RefSeq and is a predicted model, not a curated record. The transcript has a single exon. The annotation marks the transcript as partial. Lineage: Eukaryota; Fungi; Ascomycota; Saccharomycetes; Phaffomycetales; Wickerhamomycetaceae.
AUGAAGGACAACUACUUUAACAGAAAUACUGGUAUUAGAGCUGCUAGAUAUGCCAAUGAAGUAGACAAAUUUAGGGCCCAUGAAGUUCCUGAGGAUACUAUCUCACAUUUCCAAGGAUUAGCCUCAACAAGUGCUGAAGGUGGUGAUUAUUACUCGAUUGUUUAUGAAAUUGAAUCCAAAGGUUAUGAUCCAAAUGAACAAAUUACUAGAGAAUUGCUGGUCGAAACCAUCAAUAAAACACUUCGUGAUAAAAUCAAAUUAGUUCAAGCUGAAUUAGAAGAAGCUAUUGACGAUUCUGCUAAGAGAGAGUCUUUAAAGCUCAAAAUUGAAUCAUUAAACUCAAUUAUUAUUUCAGCUGCUACAGAUGGUUCUAAAAAUUUGACAUAUG